AUGCGCCAAGACGACGGACUCCAGGGAACAUCGGCGCCGCCGCCGCGGUCCGGCGCCGCCGCCUCCGCUGCAGAUCGGCUCGAGCCCGCCACCGAGCAGGGCGAGGAAGACGAGUUCAACCUGAUAGAAGGGUACGAAACGGCCUCGACGGGGUCGACGAGCGUCACGUCGAGCAUCUACGCUCACACGUACGAGAAUGGCCGGCGGUAUGCCCACUUCAAGAAUGGGCGGUACCCGAUACCCAACGACGACCAGGAGCAGGACAGGGAGGACAUGAAGCAUGCCAUGUUCAUGGAGCUCAUGGAUGGGCAGCUCUUCUACGCCCCGAUCGGGGACGAUCCGCGCGUGAUUCUCGACGUCGGUACGGGGACAGGCUUAUGGGCCAUUGACGCUGGCGACAGAUUUCCAGGCGCACGCGUACGUGGCAUCGACUUGGCACCCAUCCAGCCUGCAUGGGUGCCUCCAAACGUCGACUUCCUCGUCGACGACUUCGAAAACGACUUCAUCACGCGCGACUGCGACCUGAUCCACUUUAGAUUCAUAGCUAGCAUUCUGAAGGUGAAGACGGUGCCUGCAAUCCUGGGGAAUGCCUACCAAGCGCUCAAGCCCGGCGGAUGGAUAGAGAUGCAAGAGCUGUGCGGGGCUCCCCUCUGCGACGACGGCACCAUGCCCGACGACGACCCGGUCAAGAAGAUGUACGACCUGGCCGCCCAGGCCUUUGCCAGGUUCGACGCCGACGUCCGGCUGGCGAGCGACCUCGGCACGCACCUCCGCGAGGCCGGCUUCGAGAACGUAAAGUGCAUCGUCAAGAAGGUCCCCAUCGGCGUGUGGGCCAAGGACAAGACGCUCAGGCUCAUCGGGCUCUACCAGAAGACGGCCAUCCUCCAGCUGAUGCCUGCCCUGGCCGGGAGGCCCUUUGAGGCCUUGGGCAUGGCCAAGGCCGAGAGCGAAAUCGUGCUGUCCCUCGCUCGUAAGGGGCUGGAGGAUACCGGCGCUCACCGAUACUUUAACUAUUACUUCUGGUAUGCACAGAAGCCGGGGGCGGCUUGA
Molecule: messenger RNA, 1050 nt
Organism: Geosmithia morbida
Lineage: Eukaryota; Fungi; Ascomycota; Sordariomycetes; Hypocreales; Bionectriaceae
Exons: 3
Coding region: 1-1050 (349 amino acids)
Molecular function (GO): methyltransferase activity
Source: RefSeq, a predicted model, not a curated record